This is a messenger RNA of Salvia hispanica, 855 nucleotides long. NCBI's taxonomy places the organism in Eukaryota, Viridiplantae, Streptophyta, Magnoliopsida, Lamiales, Lamiaceae. The record is from RefSeq and is a predicted model, not a curated record.
AUGAAUUCUCUAGCGUUGUUCCUACUCCUUUGUGUCACAUUCUCCGUCAGCACAGCCAGACCUCUAGGCUCCACCGCCGAUGCAGACACAUCAAAAUCAUCUUCUAGUAGUCCAGGGUCCAAAGAAUAUUCUGUUGAAUACAUUGGAGAAGGCGAUACAAAUGCUUUAAAGGAGAUAGAGGAUCGGGUCAAGCGCACGUCAGAAAAUGUGGUUGUGUUGGGACCUGCUCUGUCUAGGUCGGAUGAGGAGCCAAAGAUAUCUACUACAAAGAGGACUGUUGAAUACGUUAAACCAGGAGAUACCGAUCGUAUGAAGGAGAUAGAGGAGCGGGUCAAGAGGACGUCAGAAAAUGUGGCAGUGUUGGGACCAGCUGCGUCUGCACCGGGGGAGGAGCCAAAGCGGACUGUUGAAUACGUUAAACCAGGAGAUUCCAGUCGUAUGAAGGACAUAGAGGAACGGGUCAAGAAGACGGGAGAAAAUGUGGUUGUGUUGGGACCAGCUGUGUCUAGGUCGGAGAGUGAUGAAAAUGAAGGUAAGGAUAAAGCAUCUAAAAAGAAGUCGUCUGCUGAAAAUGAAGGUAAGGAUAAAGCAUCUAAAAAGAAGUCGUCUGCUGAAAAUGAAGGUGAGGAUAAAGCAUCUAAAAAGAAGUCGUCUGCUGAAAAUGAAGGUGAGGAUAAAGCAUCUAAAAAGAAGUCGUCUGCUGAAAAUGAAGGUAAUGAUAAAGCAUCUAAAAAGAAGUCGUCAACUGAAAAUGAAGGUAAGAGUAAAACAACUAAGAAGAAAGCAGCUGCAAUGGCGCCCAAGCAAAUAGACUCUGCAAUGGCGCCCAAGCAAAAAGACUCCUCCGAAAAUUAA